This is a messenger RNA of Cicer arietinum (chickpea), 1308 nucleotides long. Its product is annotated as serine/arginine-rich SC35-like splicing factor SCL30A. The record is from RefSeq and is a predicted model, not a curated record. Gene Ontology annotation, molecular function: RNA binding. Lineage: Eukaryota; Viridiplantae; Streptophyta; Magnoliopsida; Fabales; Fabaceae.
CGGUGCGUUUGGUUUGGCCUCUCGAAAUCUAGUCUAGGGUUUAAAACAGGUUGAUCGCGAGGAAGAAAAUAAAACAGAUUGUUUACUUUCUAUUCUCUCCUUUUGCGUACGAAGUUUCUUUCUCUCUGAUCACUCAAUCAAGGGUUAGGGUAAAUAAUGAGGAGGAACAGUCCAGGUUACUACAGUCCUCCACGGAGAGGAUACGGUGGAAGGGGACCUAGUAGGAGGGGUUACGGUGGUGGUGGCGGUGGCGGUGGCGGUGGCGGUGGUGGUGGUGGAGGUAGGCGCAGAGAAAGCAACAAUGGAAGCCUUUUGGUUCGGAACAUUCCUCUAGAUUGUAGACCUGAUGAACUUCGAGUCCCGUUCGAGCGAUUUGGACCUGUUCGUGAUGUCUACAUACCAAAGGAUUAUUACUCUGGAGAACCUCGAGGCUUUGCAUUCGUGCAGUUUGUGGAUUCUUAUGAUGCCUCCGAGGCGCAGUACCAUAUGAACAGACAAAUAUUUGCUGGAAGGGAAAUAACCGUAGUUGUGGCUGCAGAGACAAGAAAAAGGCCAGAAGAGAUGCGGCAUCGGACUAGUAGGAGCAGAGGACCAGCAGGCUAUGGAGGACAAAGGUCUUCCUAUCACGGGCGUUCUCGAUCUCGCUCAAUUUCCAGAUCAAGAUCUCCUCCUUAUCACUCUGGUUCUAGAAAUCGCUAUCGCUCAAGGUCCAGGUCCUUCUCCCCUCCCCCAAGACGGCAAGGUGACUACUCUGUUUCCCCUAGAAGGCAUGCAGAGCGCCCUAGAUCACCUAGAAGUCCUAUUGUGGAGCGAGAUGGGGAUCAUAAACGCAGGUCGUAUUCUCCAGCUUAUGGCAAUGGUGCUGAUGAGAAUCCAAGCAAUGGAUAUGCUGAGAAAUCUGUGUACAAAUCUGAGGCUGAUCGAGGCCAGUGGAAGUCACCCCCAAGAACAUCUAGAUCACCUCCUGGAUCUAGAUCAAGAUCUGCCGAUUUGUCACCUAGACGUGGAAGAUGAGGUUGCACUGCUGGUUUGUUUGCAAUGUGCUACUGGGCUUAUGUAUAAUUCCUUUAAUUUAUCAAGACUCUUACAAAAAUCUGUAGUCUGCUUAAUAGUUUGCGUAUUAUGAUGUAUAAUCUUUAAGCUUGUUACUGAAGUGGGGCUUUUUGGACUUCUGAACUUAUGUAGUGAAACUUUAACCAGACUGAUGAAUUGUGGAGGAUUUGAGCUUUUAUUUUUCAUUGCUGCAGUUGUAUGAACAAAGUGUUUAGUUUGAAAAUGUUGGAAUGAAUGUUUUAGGUGCUUUUGAUA